AUGGUCCGUUACAACAGUCCGCUGGGGCAGGUGCUCAUCAUCAGCAGUGUGUGCUUUCUGUGUCCAGGCAUGUUCAACGCGUUGAACGGGCUAGGCGGUGCUGGGCAACUCGACACAAGCACAAGCAACAACGCAAACACAGCGCUAUACGCAACAUUCUGCGUGUUUAGCAUUCUGGGCGGCGGCAUAGUCAAUGUCUGCGGUGUUCGAUAUCCGACAGCAGCAGCCUGCCUCACAUAUGCAUUCUACACUGGUUCCUACGUGUUCUACAACCACACUGGCCACAGCUACUUAACCAUUGUUGCGGGCUGCGUGCUGGGCAUAGGUGCUGGCGUGCUGUGGGCUGCCCAGGGCGUGGUAAUGGUAGCGUAUCCUAUGGAACACGAAAAGGGACGCUUCAUUUCAAUAUUCUGGGUCAUUUUCAAUCUAGGCGGCCUGAUCGGCGGCCUGCUCCCAUUUGCAUUAAACUUUUACCAUUCGGGGUCGCUCACAGACGCAGUUUACCUUAUGUUUGUCAUGCUGGAGUGCUUUGGCGCGCUGAUGGCGCUGAUGCUAGCCCCGUCGACCGAGAUCAUUCGCAAUAAUGGCACGCGUGCAAGUGUAGUCGAUAGGCACAGCGUGCGACGCGAAUCAGUAGAGAUAAUACGUCUACUGGCCAACAAAUGGAUGCUGUUGCUGCUGCCCAUGUCGUUCACCUCAAACUUCUUUUACGGGUACCAGUUCUCACAGUACAAUGCUGCUAUUUUCACACUGCGCACGCGGUCUUUCAACAACUUGCUCUACUGGCUAUCCCAGAUCAUUGGGUCUUUUGUCCUGUCGCUGCUGCUGGAUGCCUCGCGGUGGCCGCGCCAGACACGGGGUCGCUACGCAGUCCUCAUAACCUCACUGGCAUUUAAUGCAGUGUGGGCGGCAACCUUGGUUGUCCAGUUGCGGUACACUCGGGGAAUGCCGGACACCGAUUACACAGGCGGCCCAGUAGACUUUCUACAAGGUAGUCGGGCAGUGGGCCCGAUCUUCUUGUACUUCUUCAUGGGAAUGGUUGACGCAUGGUACCAAAAUGUAGCAUACUGGGUAAUCGGGACGCUUACCAAUGACACCAAAAUCACCGCGCGAUAUAUUGGUUUUUACAAGGGCGUACAGUCGCUGGGCGCCGCGGUCUCUUGGCAGAUCGGUGCUCGUAAGGUGCCCUUUCUCAACCAAGUAAUCGGAAAUUGGAUACUGCUAUUGGCUUCAUUGCCCACCAUCACCUUUGAGAGCGACUUAAUUUCUCGCUCACUGGAACGACCGUGCUCAGCCCCUGUCAGCUCACAUCGUCACACGCAGCAUUUUUACCAUGGUAAAACGUAG
Molecule: messenger RNA, 1347 nt
Organism: Linderina pennispora
Lineage: Eukaryota; Fungi; Kickxellomycota; Kickxellomycetes; Kickxellales; Kickxellaceae
Product: UNC93-like protein C922.05c-like protein
Exons: 2
Coding region: 1-1347 (448 amino acids)
Source: RefSeq, a predicted model, not a curated record